This is a messenger RNA of Thalassophryne amazonica, 2013 nucleotides long. RefSeq names its product SEC14-like protein 1 (gene sec14l1). Lineage: Eukaryota; Metazoa; Chordata; Actinopteri; Batrachoidiformes; Batrachoididae. The record is from RefSeq and is a predicted model, not a curated record. Gene Ontology annotation, cellular component: cytoplasm; cytosol. Gene Ontology annotation, biological process: negative regulation of RIG-I signaling pathway. The transcript is spliced from 14 exons. Bases 4 to 2013 code for a protein of 669 amino acids. Gene Ontology annotation, molecular function: RIG-I binding.
AUCAUGGUGCAGGAAUACCAGUCACCUGUUCGAGUCUACAAACAUCCGUUUGAGUUAAUAAUGGUGGCCUAUGAGAGGAGAUUCCCAAAGUGCCCGUUGAUCCCAGUGUUUGUCGACAGCGAGAUCAUUAGUGAGAGCCAAAGUAAAGAUGGAUCGAUAUUGACAACAGAGAGGCGCUGCACGAUCGACAUUGAUGCCCCGAGACUUCUUAAACGGAUUGCUGGUGUGGAGUAUCUGUAUUUCAUUCAAAAGAACGUUUUGAAUCGCGGAGAAAGAACACUUCAUAUUGAAGUCCACAAUGAGACCUUUUCCAACAGAGUCAUUGUCUGCGAGCGCUGCAACUACACGGUUCAUCCAGAUAAUGAGGACUGGACGUGCUUUGAACAGACAGCGAGUCUGGAUAUUAAAUCAUUUUUUGGCUUUGAAAACAUGGCAGAGAAGAUUGCUAUGAAACAGUACGCUAGCAACAUAAAAAAGGGUAAGGAAAUUAUUGAGUACUACCUCAGAGAAUUGGAGAAGGAAGGAAUAACUUACAUACCCCGCUGGACUCCUCAUGCCACUCGAAGUCUCACAGCCAGGCUCCACCUGCCACCUCCCUCCACCUCCAGAGCCAUCCCAGUGAGCAGAAUCAUGGAUGUUCUGCCCAGAAAAGACUCCACAGAGCUUGUGUGUGGCUCCUCUGAUGACAAACUGGAUGCUGAUUACAUCAGACGUUACCUCGGUGAUUUAACUCCUCUGCAGGAGAGCUGUCUUAUUCGACUGCGCCAGUGGUUACAAGAAACUCAAAAGGGCAAGAUUCCAAAGGAUCAGCAUGUGCUGCGCUUCCUGAGGGCCAGAGACUUCAACCUCGAAAAGGCUCGAGAGUUUUUGUGCCAGUCGCUGACCUGGAGGAAGCAACAUCAAGUGGAUUUCCUGUUGGACACCUGGGAGUGCCCACAGCUGCUUCAGGACUAUUACACAGGAGGCUGGCAUCACCAUGACAGAGAUGGCCGUCCUCUGUAUAUGCUGCGUCUUGGGCAAAUGGACACAAAAGGUUUGGUUCGAGCGCUCGGAGAAGAAGUCCUACUGAGACAGGUCUUGUCCAUCAAUGAGGAAGGAUUAAACCGUUGUGAGGAAAACACCAAAGUUUUUGGUCAACCCAUCAGCUCUUGGACUUGUCUGGUGGAUCUGGAGGGUCUUAACAUGCGUCACCUGUGGAGACCAGGCAUCAAGACACUCUUAAAAAUUAUUGAGGUGGUGGAAGCCAACUACCCAGAGACUCUGGACCGCCUGCUCAUAGUGAGGGCACCGAGAAUAUUUCCAGUACUAUGGACCCUGGUUAGUCCCCUGAUUGAUGAAAACACCCGUAAGAAGUUCCUGGUUUAUGCUGGAAAUAAUUACCAGGGUCCAGGGGGUCUGGUGGACUACAUAGACAGGGAGCUCAUCCCUGACUUUUUAGGAGGGGACUGCAUGUGUGAUGUCCCUGAAGGUGGCAUGGUCCCCAAAUCUCUGUACAGGACAGCAGAGGAGCUGGAGAGUGAGGAGAACUGUCUGUUAACCGACACAAUCUAUAAGAGCGCCAGCAUCUUCAAAGGAGCCCCAUAUGAGAUGCUGAUCAGGAUCACAGAGGCCUCCUCUGUCAUCACGUGGGACUUUGACGUCUCUAAAGGUAACGUGACCUUCAAUAUCUACCAUUCCAAGAGGGCCCCUCAGCUUCUUGGAGCUCAUUGCAUUACGGCACUAGGGGGCGCUGGUGGACAGCUGAUUGACAGGAGCUGGGUGCUGGGUCUGGACUACAGCAUGGUGGAGACGGCCCUCACCUGCAGGGAGGGGGAGAGCAUCCAGGGCUCCCACAUCACACGGUGGCCUGGAUUCUACAUCCUCCAGUGGUGCUUCCACAGUGCCCCGGCCUGCUCUGCCUCCAACUUGCCCCGGGUGGAUGACGUGUUGGCCUCUCUGCAGGUCUCCUCCUACAAGUGCAAGAUUAUGUACUACACAGAAGUGCUGGCCUCCCAUGACUUCAGGUCAGUGUAA